UGAAUAACGCAUGCGCAGCUGCCACGCACCUUGGAAACGAACAAACAACUAGCACAGGAUUUGGAGCCAUAAGCAACAGUAUUUUGUGUGGAGUUUUUGUAAUUUAGGAAAGUCAAGAUGCCUGCAGGUGGCACAGUUAUGAAUCGACCGAUUCAGGAACAUAUUGAUGAGCUCAAGGCAAAGAUCGCCCUCUUAGAUGGCGACAGGAAGGCCUACUUCGAAACCUCCCAGUUUGCUAUGAAAAAGAACAGAGAGGGUAUUCUUAAACUGAGGAAAGAAAACAAAGAACUAAGGAAAAAGCUGAGUGACUCACUCUCUCAAGAUGAACAUGUUAUCAACAAAGCUUUUCAGGAUCAUCCAGUUGAAAGAGCCGCCAUGAAGAAUAAAACUGGCAGGCAAGCUAUCACUGUAAUGGAUCACAAAGUUUGUGAUACUGUGAAAAGAUUGAACGCUCUUCGUCACCAGACUGCAACAAAACAGAAACGACUCGAAGACUUGCAGACACAGUAUGGUCAGAUGCAGAAAGAUGCUAGUGAAGCUGUUAACACAGACAAAGGUCAAUCAGCCGAUGCUCAGCAAAUGAGAUACCUUGAGAACAGUUAUGACAAAACCAAGCUGAAAAUUGAUGAAGCUACUCACUUGAGAAGAAUCUAUGAAGAUAUCAAGAAGAAACUAGAAGUG
Molecule: messenger RNA, 681 nt
Organism: Ruditapes philippinarum (Manila clam)
Lineage: Eukaryota; Metazoa; Mollusca; Bivalvia; Venerida; Veneridae
Product: outer dynein arm-docking complex subunit 3-like
Exons: 5
Biological process (GO): cilium movement; outer dynein arm assembly
Cellular component (GO): cilium
Source: RefSeq, a predicted model, not a curated record